GGGCCGGCGGCGGCAGCAGCAUCAAAGAGCCCCGAUUCCUGUCGCCCUGGGAGCCAUGCGCCGCUGUCUGUAAUGUCAGCGGAACAGGAGAAGGACCCCAUCGCGCUGAAGAGAUCCCGAGGUGGUGACGGUGGAUUGGAUGGGUUAGGAGGACCAGGAGUACAGCUCGGAAGCCCUGAUAAGAAAAAGCGCAAAGCAAACACACAGGGAUCUUCAUUUCCUCCUCCAUCUGAAUAUGCUCCACCGCCGAAUCCAAGCUCUGACCACCUUGUAGCUGCAAAUCCAUUUGAUGACAACUAUAAUACUGUGUCUUAUAAACCACUUCCUUCAGGAAAUCCUUAUUUUGGUAAUCCUGGUUAUCCCGGCUUUGGAGGCUAUAACACUUUCAGAAUGCCACCUCACAUGCUGCACAGAGUGUCCGCGCCAUAUGGUGGUUCCUAUUCCCUCAGAAACCAGCCACACCCUCUUCCUCAAAACCCUGUAGGAAUGGGUUUUAGUCGACCCCACUCUUUCAGCUUUGGUCCACAUGAUAGCCCAGGUUUUGCGAAUCAGCCACCUUAUAGUGGCAGUCAGAUAAAUCAGAGUGUCAGUAUGCCUGGUCAGCAUUUCAGACCAAAUCCUGGUGAGAACUUUGGCCAUUCUGGACAGAUACCUCAUCCUGAUGUGCCACCUAACUUUGGUCCUGGAAACAAUUCAAAUUUUCCAAAUUCUCAGCUAGAGUCAAGCCACUCUUUUGUUCCCCCACCAAGCACUUACAACCAGACAAAAUCAUCAGCACAAAAGCAAGACUUUAGUCUAGGUGCAAGCAAAGCAUCCAGCCAGAACACUACUGCUCUUCAGCAUCAUCACAGGACAGAGGACAUUGUGAGUCAAGGUAACAGUGACCUAAAAAUUGUUACUCGAAACAACGUGGUAAAUCAGGAUGGUAGCCAUUCUAAUAGUGCUGAUAACACUAAUGCUGGCCAUUCAAAUGGGACUCAGAGUAAGUCCCGCCAGCCUCGAGGUACCACUGAAGGAUGCAACUCUGAAAAGAGCAGCAAAACACCCCUUCAUCCCAGUCGGCAUGGUCACUCGUCCUCUGAACCCGUCUAUCCGUGUGGAAUUUGUACACAUGAAGUUAAUGAUGACCAGGAUGCGAUCCUGUGUGAAGCCUCUUGUCAGAAAUGGUUUCAUCGAAUCUGUACUGGCAUGACUGAGUCAGCUUAUGGCCUUCUUACAGCAGAAGCAUCAGCAGUGUGGGGUUGUGAUACGUGUAUGGCUGAUAAAGAUGUCCAGCUAAUGCGUACAAGAGAGACUGCAGGGCCGCCUGCGCUGAAUACGGAUGGCUAACAAUGUCAAUUGGUGGUACUGCUUACUAUGAAGAUUUGGUUGUGAAUACUUUCUGUUCUGAAGACAAUCGAUUUGUUUGAUUGCUGUCAUGUUAUUUUCCACUAUCUGUUUUUGUUCAUGAAGUUCCAUCUCAACUUUUGUACUCUUAACUUUGUGUGUGCAAAUAUUUUACAGGGUGGAAUUCUUUUUUUUGUUUCUGACAACCAAUUAGAAAUAGGAUGUGCAUUGACAGUUUUAUUGAAGGCAAAAAUAGGCCUUUAUGAAUAGUCCCUGAUUUGCUAGUACUGAUGUGUUAACUAACACUAGCUUUUACUAUUCAAUUUUAAUGGUACUGUACUUGCAAGUACUCAAUGCUUUUUUUUUUUCUUUCUUCUAUUGUUGAAUGUCCGUUACUGACGUUCUUGACAUCUUUUCCUUGAAUAUCAUGGAGAUGACGUGGAGGAAGUGUGGAGUACUAAUAGUUUGUAUUUUUUUAGAAUAAAUAAGAGGAUUUUGUAUGUGCUUUUUCUCAUUUUUGAACUAAAGCAUUAACGCAAUUCUAAAAUCAGUGCUUUCACUCUUAGUAACACAGUGAAACCCACUAAAUCUUAUACCUUGGUAUUUCCUUGAAAAGGCAAUGAUCCUUUGAUUUCUCAGCAAGCACUUAAUUGCUGAGGACUCUUACUAGGUCAUGCAGUAUAGAAAAUGGUUACAAAAUAUGAUUACAUUGGAAAAAGCUAGGACAGAUCAAGUUGAUGAAGUCUAGUGCUUUAAAUCUAGAGAAUACCAAAACUGAGGUUACAUGUGUAGCCUUUCUUCAUUCAUCUUAAGCAUGUAUGUUAGGAUGCAGCCCCUGUUCAGUCACAUACCUCUUGCUCAUCCUCCAUUGGUGGCUCUGUCUUCCACCCUCAACUGUGAACGGAUUUAAGCAGGGAAGGUUCUGCCCAUCUCUUAGAGCUGUCAGCUGGAGCCUGCUCGUUCAUCCUGAGCUUACACUAUCUGCUUGGCAAGAACGGUGUGAGGCAACAGAAUGUGUAUAGCACAGACUCUGAACUGCAAGAUAAUUUGACCAGCAAAGUAGUAACACUGAAUUCCCACCACUGCCUCAGCCAGUCUUGUAGUUGGAGGGAGAAGGAAAUGUAGAGUGAAGACAAAGAAAGCUCUCAGAUCUGAGAGUUUAGCUCAUACCAGGAGCCAGCAAGCAGAAAUCGAGCAAACUUGAGAUCUUGCAGACAAGUAUGAAAGGCACUAGAACUUUAGUGUACGACUCUUAAGAAUUAUCCUUUAUUAUAGACAGUUUGACCUUAUUCUUAUCUCAAGCAUACACCUCUCCCCCAUUCUCCUUUUUUUUUUUUUUUUUUUUUUGUGGGGGAGCAUCUAGCCUUGAUCGCUUUGGCCUUAGUUGCAUAUGCAAUUGAAAAUCAGUGUUUCUGUAGAGAAAAGUGUUGUUUUAACUUAAUGAAAGAUGGUACUGUAGUAAUAGGUGGCUUGUAGUGCUCACCAUAGUUCUGGAAACAUGAUUACCGAUUGCUAAAAAAACUAAAUGGUAUGUCAAACAUUGCAGGUACUGGUCAGGUUUCUUAGUGUGAUAGAAGGUGUUCAGAUCUGUGGUGAUGAGUGAUACAGAGGCCUAUAUUGAAUACAGACAUAUAUAUUUAAAGGCUAUUUUUAUGGUAAGCUUUGUUAAUGAGUGAAAAGUAAGGCUUAUCUGCUAAUUCACCAUUGUGUUUGAUUUUAAAUGAGCUCUAAUGUUAUACUGUCCUGAGAGAUACUCUGCAGAUGUAGAUAACUGUCUUUCUUUUAUUUUAAUACUGAAGAGUUUUAUAUACCCUUUCAUUGGAGAAGUAUAGUAUUGCCCUUCCCUUUUAUAGCACCUCUCAUCAGGAAAAAGGAGAUAAUAUCUCAAGUGUAAAUUACAUAGUCCUUAUCUUAAGGACUUCCUUUAUCGAGAUGUAAAGAAAGCAUAAGGCAGAUCCAGGGCUUCUGUUUUCAGUGCUACUUGCUUUAUUUCUGACAGAGACUGAGCUUAGUCUUGUUUUCUUAGGGGUGUGAUAUUUAAAAAAAUGAACUGCAGACCAACACAAAAACACAAAUAGCUGAACAGACAAACAUUGUUGAUUUGUUCCUCUGGGAAACAGUUCCAUUUCUAUAGGAAUUUACAUUGUGAAGUUUGUAGUUCAGACUUAGAGCAAUGUAAAUGAAAUAAAAAUUUUGCUUAGUGACAGAAAGUUAAACAGCAGCUCCUUUGCUUAUAUUGUUAUCUAAGCUGGUAGUCUGCAAUAACAUUUCCACAUCCCAUUUCAGUUAAUGUUUCAGUGUUUUGGAGCAGAUGCUAUUUAAAAUAGCUGUGUAUUUCUUGAAAUCUCUCAAUCCUAUUUCAAGUUAGGUGUUUUCUAUGUUAGUUACCAAGAUAUUAGAAUUUAAAUAGUGUUCUUUUGAACUUCUUCUGGAAUAUAACGUUGAAAGGCCUUAAAUCACGUAUUUGUGAAACUUAGUCUAAAAAAUGUCACUUAUUUUCUAAACUGGGUACCAUGUUGGGUUUGUAUCCCACUGAAUUUACUGUGCGUAUUAACCUGCAAAUUCAAAGCAUUAGCAAAUGCCAGUUUAAAAACAUUAAAUAACAAGCAACAAAAUCAAACUUGCUGUCAUCCUGAUCACAGAGGUAGGACAGAUUAGGAUCUCAAGAACUCAUCUGGCCUAUAUGUUUAUCCUACUGGUAUGCUCUUGGCAUCCCUGGACUUUUUGCCUAGAGAUAGGAUUAUACUUUGUUUUUCUCUGCAUGUAUUGACUAGUAGUAGUUCAAGUAUGCACAGGAAAAACAGCAUUUGUGUUUUGUUAGUAAGUACUAGAAAAACGUCAGCUGGUUAGAAUUAGAAAUUAGU
Molecule: messenger RNA, 4190 nt
Organism: Lagopus leucura (white-tailed ptarmigan)
Lineage: Eukaryota; Metazoa; Chordata; Aves; Galliformes; Phasianidae
Gene: PYGO1
Product: pygopus family PHD finger 1
Exons: 3
Coding region: 73-1329 (418 amino acids)
Source: RefSeq, a predicted model, not a curated record